Jatropha curcas is the source of this 4376-nucleotide messenger RNA. It is a transcript of the gene CLUB, whose product is annotated as TRAPP II complex TRAPPC10/CLUB. NCBI's taxonomy places the organism in Eukaryota, Viridiplantae, Streptophyta, Magnoliopsida, Malpighiales, Euphorbiaceae. The record is from RefSeq and is a predicted model, not a curated record. Gene Ontology annotation, cellular component: TRAPPII protein complex. Gene Ontology annotation, biological process: intra-Golgi vesicle-mediated transport; early endosome to Golgi transport.
AAAAGUAUAGGUUCAAUCACGCGGUCAGAUCAAUGUCGCAAAUCCCAAUUACCAUACAUAGCGCAGCACUAGAUCACCAGUAAGCAGUGAAUCAAAGUUCACAACAACCGAAGAAGCGAGUGAAUUCAUAUAUACUCAAAUUCAAAGCAAAGCUUUAGCAAUAAUAACUCACUCAACUUCUCUCUCUGCAUCUAUGUAUAUUUAUCGAUCUAUGGAUUGUCGAGGAAAUCUGUAGAUCGAGAAAUGGCGAACUACUUAGCUCAGUUUCAGACAAUAAAAAAUUCUUGUGAUCACAUCGUAAUUGCAGUUGAAGAUGUAAGCGAUCUUUGGCCCAAUAUCAAGGAAAGAUUUGAGGAGCGACUGCCAUUUAAGAGAGCUUGUUUGAAUAACAAGACACGUAACCCUGUUUUUGUCGAAAGUCUGCCUGCUGAAUUCAUAUUAACCACAGAUGCAAGGCUCCGUAGUCGGUUUCCUCAGGAGCAAUCGUUAUUCUGGUUUCGAGAGCCAUAUGUAACCGUGGUUCUUGUCACAUGUGAGGAUCUUGAUGAGUUCAAAACCAUUCUUAAACCACGCCUCAAAUUAAUUGUCCAAAAUGACGAACGGGAAUGGUUUAUUGUGUUUGUAUCUAGAGCUCAUCCAAGUAAUGAUAAUGCCACAAAAAUGGCGAAAAAAGUAUAUGCCAAGCUUGAAGUUGAUUUUAGCUCAAAGAAAAGAGGGAGGUGCUGUAAAUUUGAUUUUCAUGGCCCUGAAGCGAAUUUUUGGGAAGAUCUGGAGUCCAAAAUUAUGGAGUGUGUAAGAAAUACAUUGGAUAGACGCGUACAAUUUUAUGAGGAUGAAAUACGAAAGCUCAGUGAACAGCGCUUCAUGCCAGUUUGGAACUUCUGUAAUUUUUUUAUUUUGAAGGAGAGCCUGGCUUUUAUGUUUGAGAUGGCUCAUCUUCAUGAAGAUGCACUAUGUGAAUAUGAUGAGCUAGAGCUCUGUUAUCUUGAAACAGUUAAUGUAGCUGGGAAACAGAGAGACUUUGGAGGAAUAGACCACGGUGAUGAUCGGGCAGCACUGCUCAAUCCUGGAAACAAACCUCUGAUGCAAAUUGUUCAAGAUGACUCCUUCAGAGAAUUUGAAUUUAGGCAGUAUCUCUUUGCUUGUCAAUCAAAGCUUUUGUUCAAACUGAAUCGACCCUUUGAGGUGGCAUCGAGGGGUUAUCGAUUUAUAAUCAGCUUCUCUGAGGCCCUUACCCUGCAUGAGACUAUGUUGCCUUUUUGUCUGCGAGAAGUUUGGGUAAUAACUGCUUGCUUGGCUAUAAUCAACGCCACUGCUUCUAAUUAUAAUGAUGGGGUUCUGGCACCUGACAUUGAAAAAGAGUUCUACCGUCUUCAGGGUGAUCUUUAUUCGCUAUGUCGAGUAAAGUUCAUGAGGCUUGCGUAUUUAACUGGGUACGGAGCAUAUAUGGAAAGGAGUCCAGUAAACAGUGCUUCUCUCAGCAUGCUACCUUGGCCUAAACCUGCAGUUUGGCCUUCAGUUCCACCUGACACUUCUCCUCAGGUGCUUGUGAAGGAAAAGGCGGUCCUUCAAGCUACUCCUAGGAUUAAGCACUUUGGCAUUCAAAGGAAACCAUUGCCUCUUGAACCUUCUGUACUUUUGCGUGAGGCAAAUCGGCGGAGGGCAUCACUUUCUGCUGGGAACAUGUUUGAAAUUUUUGAUAGCCACUCAACUUUCAUUGAUGGAUCAGCUUCAGAUGGAUCAAGGAUUGCCCCCUUCCAUAAAACAAGUACUAUUUCUAUGUCACGAACUAAUUCUUCACCUGGAAAUUUUGAUGGCUCGAUGGAUCGACCUAUGAGACUUGCUGAAAUAUAUGUUGCUGCUGAGAAUGCUCUCAAGCAUACAAUUUCUGAUGCUGAUCUAUGGAAAUUCUUGUCAUCUUUAGAGGAAUUUGAGCAAAAAUAUCUUGAGCUUACCAAAGGUGCUGCAGACAAUUACCAUCAAUCCUGGUGGAAAAGACAUGGGGUGGUCCUUGAUGGUGAAAUUGCUGCAGUUUGCUUCAGGCAUGGAAACUUUGAUCUGGCUGCAAAGUCCUAUGAGAAAGUUUGUGCCCUAUAUUCUGGUGAAGUAUGGCAAGAGUUACUGGCCGAUGUCCUGCCAAAUUUGGCUGAGUGUCAGAAAAUGCUGAAUGAUCAAGCUGGCUACUUAUCAUCCUGUGUGAGACUGCUGUCUCUAGACAAUGUUUUAUUCUCAACCAAGGAGCGCCAGGCUUUUCAGGCAGAGGUCGUUCGUCUUGCACACAGUGAGAUGAAGGACCCUGUGCCCUUAGAUGUCUCAUCAUUAAUUACAUUUUCUGGAAAUCCUGGACCUGCAUUGCAGUUAUGUGAUGGGGAUCCUGGUACUCUCUGUGUAACUGUUUGGAGUGGAUUUCCUGAUGAUAUAACUCUUGAUUCACUGAGCCUCACUUUGAUGGCUACAUUUAAUGCUGAUGAAAGUGCUAAGGCAUUAAGCAGUUCUACUGCCACUGUGCUAAAGCCUGGCAGGAACACAAUUACCCUUGCUUUACCCCCACAGAAGCCAGGUUCCUAUGUUUUAGGUGUUCUCACUGGGCAAAUAGGUCACUUGGGGUUUAGAUCACAUAAUUUUUCCAAGGGCGGCCCAGCCGACACUGAUGAUUUUAUGAGUUAUGAAAAGCCAAGUAGGCCUAUCUUGAAGGUUUUCAAGCCAAGACCUCUGGUUGAUCUCACUGCAGCUGUUUCAUCUGCUUUGCUUAUAAAUGAAACUCAGUGGGUUGGGAUUAUAGUGCAGCCCAUUGACUACCCUCUCAAAGGCGCUGUCUUGCAUGUUGAUACUGGUCCAGGUCUCAAGAUUGAAGAGUCACAUGUCAUUGAGAUGGAGGUCUUUGGCAAUGUGUCAAAGAGUGCUUCUGAUAUCGAAAACACAUAUAGCUCUCAAAAAGAUUGUUCUUUGGCAGCUAAUAAAGAACUUGAACGAUUAUGUCUUCAUGAUGGUAAAAUAGACUUUCCAGAUUGGGCAAGUGAUGUGAAUUCUGUUCUUUGGAUCCCUAUUUGUGCAAUCAGUGACACGCUUCCAAAAGGGUCAUCUUCAGGUACACCUCAGACACAGAGCAUUGUGGAUGGUAUGAGAACAAUAGCAUUGAAACUUGAAUUUGGAGCAUCUCAUAACCAGAUAUUUGAAAGGACUAUAGCUGUGCAUUUCACUGACCCUUUCCAUGUGAGCACACGUGUUGUAGAUAAAUGCAAUGAUGGUAUUCUGCUUCUGCAGGUUAUACUACAUUCCCAAUUGAAGGCCACUUUGACCAUAUACGAUGCUUGGCUUGAACUUCAAGACGGAUUUGUUCAUGCUAGACAAGGUGAUGGAAGACCAACUUCAAGCUUUUUUCCACAUGUGAUUUCUCCAAUGUCUAGAGGAGGAAUCUUGUUCAGUAUUUGCUUAGGGAAGAUGAGCGGUGAAGAUGAAGUGGAGGCAAGUCAACCUGAGAGCAUAUUAAACAUCAGAUAUGGAAUUUCCGGUGAGAGAACAAUUGGGGCACAUCCUCCUGUGGUUGUGGAACCAGAUGGGCCUGAGGUUGUCAGGCAGGAGUUGAUCUUCAAGAGUGUUCUUAUGCUGCAAAGGCCUGUGCUUGACCCAUGCCUGGCUGUUGGUUUUCUUUCUCUUCCUUCUGCUGGCCUAAGAGUUGGGCAACUUGUUACCAUGAAGUGGAGGAUUGAAAGAUUGAAGGGGUUUGAAGAUGAUGAAAUUUCUAAACAGAAUGGUGAGGUUCUGUAUGAAGUCAGUGCAAAUUCAGAGAAUUGGAUGAUUGCUGGGCGCAAGAGAGGGCAUGUCUCUCUCUCCACCAAGCAAGGUUCCAGGAUAGUCGUCUCAGUACUAUGUGUGCCUCUAGUGGCAGGUUAUGUUCGCCCUCCUCGACUUGGGCUGCCAAAUAUUGACGAGUCAAAUAUAAGUAGCAAUCCUCCUGGGCCUCAUCUGGUUUGUGUCAUGCCUCCUGUUUUGAGCUCCUCCUUUUGCAUCCCAGCAUAGUUGUUCUUGGCUCUUGUAUUCUGACCAUCCUAAUUUUCCACGAAAAAAAGGUUGGAUAGUUUCUUUAAUUUGGGAAAGUUACAACUAAAGGGAGAGGAUAUGCUGAAACAUAUCCAGUUUUGUUACCUUAAAAUCUGUAAAUUUGUAUGUCUACCAUUGUAGAGAAUCAAGAGAGGUUAGUUGAGUUCAUUGAAUUUAGUUGCAGAUAGGUAGUUCUUUCUUUUUUUGUUUUUGGAGUGUUGCUGUCUCCUGUAUAAGGUCCUUGCUCAUGUAUAGAAGGAACUCUGUAUUCAUGUACAACACAGAACUCAAACUGAAAAUCAAAAUUUUAAAAUCGAGAUACGUUUUUUCUUUUU